AUGACCUUCUCCGAGAUCCUGGACCGUGUGGGCAGCAUGGGACCAUUCCAGUUCCUGCACGUGGCCAUGCUAGGCCUCCCCGUCCUCUGCGUAGCCAACCACAACCUGCUGCAGAUCUUCACAGCUACCACCCCUGCCCACCAUUGUCGCCCACCCUCCAACGCCUCUGCAGGGCCCUGGGUGCUUCCCAUGGACCCAAGUGGGAAGCCCAAGAGGUGCCUCCGUUUCAUACAUCCGCCCAACACCAGCCUGCCCAAUGACACCCAGGGGGCCACCGAGCCAUGCCUGGAUGGCUGGGUCUACAACAUCACCAGGAGCACCAUUGUGACAGAGUGGGACUUGGUGUGCAAAUCCAACAAACUGAAGGAGAUGGCCCAGUCUGUCUUCAUGGCGGGCAUACUGAUUGGAGGGCUCGUGCUGGGAGACCUGUCUGACAGGUUUGGCCGCAAGAUCAUCCUGUCCGGCAGCUACCUACUGCUGGCCGUCGGCGGCUCCAGUACAGCCUUCAGCCCCACCCUGACCGUCUACAUAGUCUUCCGUUUCCUGUGUGGCUUCGGGAUCUCAGGCAUCACUCUGAGCACAGUCAUCUUAAAUGUGGAGUGGGUGCCCACACGGAUGCGGGCCAUCACGUCGACGGCAAUUGGGUAUUGCUACACCGUUGGCCAGUUCAUUCUGCCCGGCCUGGCCUACGCCAUCCCCCAGUGGCGCUGGCUACAGUUAACCGUGUCUGUUCCCUUCUUCAUCUUCUUCCUGUCAUCCUGGUGGGUACCAGAGUCCAUACGCUGGAUGGUCCUGUCUGGAAAGUCCUCGAAGGCCCUGAAGACGCUCCGGCGGGUGGCUGCCUUCAAUGGCAAGAAGGAUGAGGGAGCAAAACUCAGCCUAGAGGAGCUCAAACUCAACCUGCAGAAGGAGAUCUCCUUGGCCAAGACCAAGUACAGUGCAGCCGACCUGUUCCGGACACCCAUCCUGCGCCGCAUGACCAUCUGUCUUUCCCUGGCCUGGUUUUCCACCGGUUUUGCCUACUACAGUUUGGCUAUGGGUGUGGAAGAAUUCGGAGUCAACAUCUACGUCCUCCAGAUUAUCUUUGGCGGGGUUGACAUCCCAGCCAAGUUCAUCGCCAUCCUAUCCAUGAGCUACCUGGGCCGGCACACCACUGAGGCCGCUGCCCUGCUCCUGGCAGGAGGGGCCAUCCUGGCUCUCAUCUUUGUGCCCUCAGACAUGCAGACCGUGAGGACAGUACUGGCUGUGUUUGGAAAGGGAUGCCUGUCUAGCUCCUUCAGCUGCCUCUUCCUCUACACCAGUGAACUAUACCCCACCGUCAUUCGGCAAACAGGCAUGGGUUUAAGUAACGUGUGGGCCCGUGUGGGAAGCAUGACAUCCCCGCUGGUGAAAAUCACGGGUGACGUGCAGCCCUUCAUCCCCAAUGUCAUCUAUGGGACCAUCGCCCUCCUGGGAGGCAGCGCUGCCCUCUUCCUGCCUGAGACCCUCAAUCGGCCCUUGCCAGAGACUCUGGAAGACAUGGAAAUCUGGUCCUCACGGGCAAAGAAGCCAAAGCAGGAGCCAGAAGCAGAAAAGGCAUCCCAGAGGAUCCCUCUGCAGCCUUGUGAACCGGGCCUGGACCCCAGAUCCGGUCCUGGCUCCAUGGCCUUCAAUGACCUCCUGAUGCAGGUGGGGGGCGUCGGCCGCUUCCAGCAGAUCCAGGUCGCCCUGGUGCUCCUGCCCGUCCUCCUGAUGGCCUCCCACAACACACUGCAGAACUUCACCGCUGCCAUCCCCACCCACCACUGCCGCCCACCUGCCAACACCAACCUCAGCAAGGACAAGGGUCUGGAGGCCUGGCUGCCCCGGAGCAGGUCAGGGCAGCUCGAGUCCUGCCUCCGCUUCACCUCCCCCCAGUGGGGACCGCCCUUUCCUAAUGGCACAGAGGCCAACAGCACGGCGACCACAGAGCCCUGCACCGAUGGCUGGAUCUACGACAACAGUACCUUCCCUUCCACCAUUGUGACUGAGUGGGACCUUGUGUGCUCCCAGAGGGCCUUACGCCAGCUGGCCCAGUCCUUGUACAUGGCAGGGGUGCUGCUCGGAGCCAUGCUGUUCGGCUACCUGGCAGACAGGCUGGGCCGCCGGAAGGUACUGAUCUUGAACUACCUGCAGACAGCUGUGUCAGGAACCUGCGCAGCCUUUGCACCCAACUUCUCCACCUACUGUGUCUUCCGGAUGCUCUCGGGCAUGUCUAUGGCUAGCAUCUCCCUCAACUGCAUGACGCUGAAUAUGGAGUGGAUGCCCAUCCACACGCGGGCCCAUGUGGGCACCUUGAAUGGCUAUGUCUACAGCAUGGGCCAGUUCCUCCUGGCCGGUGUGGCCUAUGCUGUGCCCCACUGGCGCCACCUGCAGCUGCUGGUCUCUGUGCCUUUUUUCGCCUUCUUCAUCUACUCCUGGUUCUUCAUAGAGUCAGCCCGCUGGUACUCCUCCUCUGGAAGGCUGGACCUCACCCUGAGGGCCCUGCAGAGGGUGGCACGGAUCAAUGGGAAGCACGAAGAGGGGGACAAGCUGAGUAUGGAGGUGCUCCGGGCCAGUCUGCAGAAGGAGGUGACCACAGGCAAAGGUCAGGCCUCGGCCAUGGAGCUGCUGCGCUGCCCACCCCUUCGCCACCUCUUCCUCUGCCUCUCCAUUGUAUGGUUUGCCACUAGCUUUGCCUACUAUGGACUGGUCAUGGAUCUACAGGGCUUUGGGGUCAGCAUCUACCUAAUCCAGGUGAUCUUUGGUGCCGUGGACCUACCUUCCAAGUUUGUGUGCUUCUUUGUCCUCAACUUUCUGGGUCGCCGGACCGCCCAGAUGGCCUCACUGCUGCUGGCGGGCAUCUGCAUCCUGGUCAAUGGAGUGAUACCCCGGGACCAGAUCAUUGUCCGAACCUCCCUUGCUGUGCUGGGGAAAGGCUGCCUGGCUUCCUCUUUCAACUGCAUCUUCCUGUACACUGGGGAGCUGUACCCCACAGUGAUCCGGCAGACAGGCAUGGGGAUGGGAAGCACCAUGGCCCGAGUGGGCAGCAUCGUGAGCCCACUGGUGAGCAUGACCGCCGAGCUCUACCCCUCCAUGCCCCUCUUUAUCUAUGGCGCUGUCCCCGUGGUGGCCAGCGCUGUCACUGCCCUCCUGCCAGAGACCCUGGGCCAGCCACUGCCGGACACAGUGCAGGACCUGGAGAGCAGGAGGAAAGGGAAACCGAGUCAACAGCAGCAGGAGCAGCAGAAGCAGAUGGUUCCACUGCAGACCUCAGCACAAGAGAAGAAUGGACUCUGAGAACUGAGAAAGGGCCUUACAGAGCCCCGAAG
Galeopterus variegatus (Sunda flying lemur) is the source of this 3329-nucleotide messenger RNA. RefSeq names its product solute carrier family 22 member 6-like. The transcript is spliced from 20 exons. Gene Ontology annotation, molecular function: transmembrane transporter activity. Gene Ontology annotation, biological process: transmembrane transport. Gene Ontology annotation, cellular component: membrane. NCBI's taxonomy places the organism in Eukaryota, Metazoa, Chordata, Mammalia, Dermoptera, Cynocephalidae. Bases 1 to 3297 code for a protein of 1098 amino acids. The record is from RefSeq and is a predicted model, not a curated record.